Molecule: messenger RNA, 1859 nt
Organism: Cricetulus griseus (Chinese hamster)
Lineage: Eukaryota; Metazoa; Chordata; Mammalia; Rodentia; Cricetidae
Source: RefSeq, a predicted model, not a curated record
AUGGGACACAGUUCCAAAACUAACCCUUUUCAAAGGAGAGUGAGAUGUCAGGGUAUUUUCCGAAGAUUUCUCAACUCUAAUAAAUACAUCAGUGACACAAUGCAUAUAUCAUUCUACCAGCAGCAAGACAUAAAGCCAGUAAUGAGUAAUUCUCCCAUGUAUACUCAAAGAAGAUAUAAGCGACCACACUCCAUAUGGUAUUCCAUCCAUCAUCAGAGAAUCAAUUUACAUAAACGAAACCAAGUGCAUGUUAAAGGGAAGGAGGCAAAACCUCCAGAGAGAAAAAUUGAGAGGGACAAGCAAGAUGAUACCUCAAAGAAUUGGUUCAAGGUCAUAAUUCCCUUUGGCAUAAAAUAUGAAUGGAAGUGGCUGUUGAAUUUGAUUCAGAACCAGUGAAGUAUUCCUUUCACUCCAGUGGAGUUCCACUAUGAGAAGAUGCAGGCUCAGUUUUUUGUUGAUAAUUCCAGCAUUGCUUUUGAACUGAAAAAUAGCAGCGACAAGAUCUGGCAUGAGUCUAAUAAUAAGCCUUAGGGUCACAGAACUCCAUCUGUGAUUCUGCAGUUGGCUAUGAACCAAUGGGGUGCCACUUCUCAGCAAGUUCUUAAUACACAGAGACUCCCCUUUGACCAAGAUUUGACAACCCAUCCUUCUGACUUGGCAUAAAGGUACAUGGUUCCUUCCCCGGACACCCAUGAAGAGGACAUGACCCAGGUGAAAUCUGCAGGGGAGAUAGUCAAGGGGCAAGACACGGAUCCGGAAGAGAUACGUGCAGACAAAAGCUCUCUGAGUACUACCGUCCAGGAUAAGUCCAGUAACAUAAAUUCAAUUCUGGAUUUAUUCCCCAAGUUAUUAAACCUGGAUGGGCGGGAAUCACCCAAACCAAGUCUCUGUGGCCUUGAAGACAACAAUAGCUUACCAAGUUGCAAAAGAAGUUCCUUUGGAUCUGAGAGUGUAAAGACUCUGGUCCUACAGUCCCUGCAGCAGUAUUGCCUCAUCUAUGACAACGGAGAUCGUCAGGGACUCCUCAAUGCCUACCAUGCCGAGGCUUGCUUCUCAUUGACCGUCCUCUUCAGUUCCACAGACUCUCCUGGGAACAGUUUGUGCGAGUACUUCAAGUAUAGCAGAAAUAUGAAGGUUCUCAAGCAUCCUUAUAUGUGGAGACGGCUGCUGAAGCAUAAAAAAUGUGACAUUAUUUGCUUUCUUCGUACAUUGUCCAAAACUCAGCAUGACCUCACCUCCUUUGUGGUGGGCAUGUGUUUCCAGACAGAUUCGAUGCUCUGCUUCUCUGUUAGUGGAUUAUUCAAGGAAGUGGAGGGCAGCUCUCAAGGAUGUGUCCAUGCUUUCACUCAGACCUUCAUUGCUACCUAUAUGGGAAGAUUUCAGAGUAAUCUUUGUAUCAUCAAUGACAAGCUGUUUGUGAGGAAUAUCCAAGGGUUUUCCAGUGCUUCCAUCACUGUGGCCAUAUCUUCUUCCAGCUAUUUGUCUGGCUCCUGUGAACAUCAACAGAAGAUGGUGCAAACAUUCUAUACACAGUCUGGGAUGAAUGUCGAGUAGUCUCAGAAGUGCCUUAAUGAUGAGCAGUAGGAUUACAGAAAAGCAAUACAAAGCCUUGCUUUGCUCAAGGUGAAGGACACAAUCCCAGAGGAUACCUUCACACUGACAGGUCCAGGAUCCUAAGAACAUACCAAGAAGAAAUUCCUGGGUGCCACUGUCUUCUUUCUUCAAACCUCUGUUGUGAUUUUGUUCUAGUACAGUAAUUUCCAUGUAAAUGAAUUGGGACAUCUAGUUACCUUCUGGAAGCUAAGGCCUAUCUUGUAAAGCUAACUCUUACAUAUCUAAAGGAGAUGUUGUUUGUGCAU